Molecule: messenger RNA, 4619 nt
Organism: Manacus vitellinus (golden-collared manakin)
Lineage: Eukaryota; Metazoa; Chordata; Aves; Passeriformes; Pipridae
Product: transient receptor potential cation channel subfamily V member 2
Exons: 23
Coding region: 1854-4208 (784 amino acids)
Biological process (GO): calcium ion import across plasma membrane
Cellular component (GO): membrane
Molecular function (GO): calcium channel activity; protein binding
Source: RefSeq, a predicted model, not a curated record
AGAGUUUAAUGUUUCUAGUCGGGAUAAGUUCCUUAAAGACCCCAAAAAGCCACGAAGUGAAUAAAGGAAUAAAGGUCAUUCCAGUGGGAAACUACUGAGGUUCAAAGGAUGGUUCCUGUCAGUAUCUUCACCUGCUAAGUUUUGUCAGCUGCUUACCUUGAAGGGGGAGGCUUGGCCUCAUCUGCUCAGUGCACAGUAAUUCUGUGCUGCUGCCCUUCACUUUUCCCUGAUAACCCUGAAUUAUGCACUGUCUUGGUCAACUUUUUUGUCCACAGUAGUGCUGCUGUGAAAGUGCUCCUCUUGAAUUUCAGCUUUUGGUGUAACUUCGCUGAGUGUCUGGCUUCCCUCCCCCGUGAGGAUGAUUUUGAGCUGCUACACCUGAGAGUGGCCACAGAUCAAUCCUGUAACUAAAUUACACACACAUAUUGAAGGCUUUUACAGAACAUGUCUCUCUUGUCAGGAGAAACUCAGCACCAACAGACACAUUUUCCUCAGUAAAAUAAGUACUGACCAACUGUGGAAUUCCUUCUUGUUCCCACACAUAAAAGCCUCAAAAAGCAAGAGGAUCACAUGCUGCUUUAGUAAAAUUCACACUGGCAGACAGGCUGUUCUGUGGGUCUUAAUGAAUCAUGAAGAAAUCAUCAUGGAAAGAAGAAGCAGCUUUGUGUUGUUCCUGGAUCAGCUUCAUUUUGAAACAGAGGAAUCUGAGAAAUAAGCUUGUAAUCUCAUGCAAGACCAUGAGGAGGAAAAGGCACCCUGGCAUUUAAUGGAUGUAUUUAUAGGAAGGUCAUCUCACAGCCUGCAUCUGACUCAAAGUUGAAGCCAUCUGGGAAUGUUUCUGUGGGUGACGACCACAUUCCAGGAAGCGUCACAGCAUCCUGCAGUCCUGUGGGAUGGGGGUUGCUUUAGGCUCUCAUUUGGCUCGUGGUGGGUCUGGAAGAAGAAAGCCCCAGCCAGAGUUGUGUGUCAUGAUCUGACACCCCUUCUCGAUGUUUUAGGACCAGUGGUUAACUAAACUCUUGGGAUUUACCCUGGAACGUGCCCCUGCUGUCAAGGUGUGGAUUAGAAGAGCUUUUUACCAUUUUGUUGGUUAAUGAGAUUCUCUAGCUGGGCUCUAGACCACAUAAAUGUCUUUGUAAAGCAUCAAGAGUACAGGUGAGAAUCCUUGCAGCAGCAUCCUCUGGGGAAGGCUGUUGAGGCAGUGGGUGCUGGAUGCCAUCCUGUGCUGGUGCUGUGGGAAAUGAUCUUGCUGCCUCCUCGGGGCUUUUCAGAGAGGGAGAGAAAGAACUAAAACACGUGGUGUGGGUUGAUGUCCUCUGUCUCUCAGGGGUCCUGUUUUGUGAGUGAAGAGGAGGACUCUCACCCAUGGAUGUGAAUAAUUUUGGGUCUGCUUUCAUGCUUAUUAACACCUGUUGGUAUUGGACUUGGUUUCUACUGAGAGAUCAUUUACCCUCUGAAGGCUCUGUUAGGACUCCUUUUCAGAUCUGUUCUUGGGUGGAGCUUGCAACAACUUGGGCUGGUCUGCCUGUGCAAGACUGACAAUAAAUAACUCUCCCGAGCGCUGCAGAGAGAUGGAAACUGCAGCUGAGAAAUGAUGUGGGGGAAAGGAAGACAGAAAAGCACAAGUAAACUAUUAUGGAAGUACAAAUAGCCCUCUGAAGGAUCAGCAAACGUACCUGCUAUGGAGUCUGGCUGUAGUCCCAGCAAGGGAGAUUUCUCCUCAGAGAAAACCUGUUAACCAUUUGGAGGGAGUGCAUGGGAAGGAGACAGAGUUAUUAACAAAAGCUCCGCUGCAGGUUUAGUCCCCCAGCAGGGAACAUCUUUGUUGACCUGCAAGACCAUCUCUCCUAGAAAUGGAUAACUUCACCAACGGGCAGCCGGGCCCGGGGCAGAGGAACAGGUUCAUAGGAUUGCUAGAAACCGAUGACAGUGUCCAGGAAGAUAAACCUGCACCCAGUAAAAAGGAAGAAAGAUCCGGACCUGGAAAGAAAGGAGAGCCACGACCCUUGGAGACACCUUACCAGAAGGAGAGCAGUGAUUUUGCUCCUAAAAUCAAGGUUAAUCUGAAUUAUCGGCCAGGACUCGUCAGCAACCCAAAGGACCCAAAUCGCUUUGACAGGGACCGUCUGUUCAGCGCAGUCACCAGGGGCACCCCCGAGGCACUGGAUGGUUUGUUCGAGUACUUAAGGAGAACCUCCAAGUUUCUCACGGAUUCGGAAUACACAGAUGCAAAGACUGGGAAGACCUGCUUAAUGAAAGCCCUGCUGAACUUAAAAAAUGGAAAGAAUGACACAAUAGCAGUCUUGCUGCAAAUAGACCAGAAGACACGGAAUCCCAGGCCACUUGUCAAUGUGUCGUGCUCUGACUGCUACUACAGAGGCCAGACAGCACUGCACAUUGCCAUAGAGAAAAGGAGCCUCCCUUUAGUGAAGCUGCUGGUAGAGAAUGGAGCUGAUGUCCAUGCCAGAGCCUACGGGGAAUUCUUCAGGAAGAAGAAAGAAGGAGUUUACUUUUAUUUUGGUGAACUUCCCCUCUCCUUGGCUGCUUGUACCAACCAGCUUGAUGUGGUGGACUAUCUCCUAAACAAUCCCCACCAGAAAGCCAGGCUCCAGGAGCAGGACACACAGGGCAACACAGUCCUCCAUGCCCUGGUGAUGAUUGCAGAUGACACUGAGGAGAACACCAAGUUUGUGAGCACAACGUAUGUUGAGAUCCUGAAGGCAGGUGUGAAGCUUGACCCAACGUGUAAACUGGAGGAGAUAGUGAAUUAUGAUGGGUUAAAUCCUCUGCAGCUCGCUGCCAAGACAGGCAAAGUGGAGAUCUUCAGGCACAUCAUCCAGAGGGAGAUCAAGGACCCCGUGUACCGGCACCUGUCCCGCAAGUUCACGGAGUGGACCUACGGCCCCAUCCACGUGUCCCUCUAUGACCUGUCCUCCUUGGACAGCUUCGAGGAGAACUCUGUGCUGGAGAUCCUGGCCUACAGCAGCGACACCCCGAACCGGUACAAGAUGGUGGUUUUGGAGCCACUGAACAAACUGCUUCAGCAAAAAUGGGAAACUUUUGCUUCCAAGAGAUUCUACUUCAGUUUUGUCUCGUACUUGUCGUUCAUGAUCAUCUUUACAGCCAUAGCCUACUAUCAGCCCUUACGGGUAAAGCCUUCAUUUCCAGUGGAAUUCACAGCUGGAGGCUUCCUGUGGGUCUCUGGACUGAUCAUUAUCUUGCUAGGAGGCAUUUAUCUGAUCUUCGCUCAGAGUCUGUACUUGAGGAGGAGACGCCAGUCCCUGAAGACCAUGUGCUCUGACAGCUGCAUCGAGAUCCUGAUCUUCAUCCAGGCGUUCUCAUUGCUGCUGUCAGCAGUCCUGUAUGGUGCCAGCUCAGAAAACUAUGUGGCAGUGAUGGUGUUCUCCCUGCUUUUGGGGUGGGUGAACACCCUCUAUUACACCCGGGGCUUCCAGCGCACUGGGAUCUACAGUGUCAUGAUACAGAAGACCAUCAUGAGGGAUCUGCUGCGUUUCCUCUUGGUUUACAUGAUCUUCCUCUUCGGCUUUGCUGCGGCUCUGGUCACUCUGAUGGGCGACGCUCCCUCAGUCUCCCAGAACAAGUCCCUGGCUCACCUGGAGAGCACUGGGAGCCACGCCAUGUACGGGGGGCUGCUCAGCGUCUCCCUGGAGCUCUUCAAGAUCACCAUUGGGAUGGGUGACCUGGAUUUCCACGAACAUGCCAGAUUCAGAUAUUUUGUCAUGCUCCUGCUGCUGCUCUUUGUGAUCCUCACUUACAUCCUUCUGCUCAACAUGCUGAUCGCCCUCAUGAGUGAGACAGUCACAGACAUUUCUGGUUACAGCAAGAGCGUCUGGAAGCUGCAGAGGGCUAUUGCUAUUCUAGAAAUAGAGAAGGCCUGGCUGUGGCGCCAGGGUGGGAAGAGGAGAUCUGGCUGCUUCAUGUCAGUGGGGCUCAAUAAGAAAGAUGAGAGGUGGUGUUUCAGAGUAGAGGAAAUUAAAUGGACAGAUUGGGCAAAGGAUGUGGGAGUUCUGAAGGAAGACCCUGGAAACACCAGUGAUUCAGAAAUAAAUCCAGAAGAGACAAGAUCGUGGAAACGGGAACCACAGAAACCUCCGAGAUCAGCUGCCUCAGAGGAGCAGUCACUCCUGCAGCCCCAGCCAUCAGCAACAGAGAUGAUGCCUUUGCAGGGACAAACCAGAGAUCUUUAACAGGUUUUCUGACUUGCAACCUUGCUCCCAUCUCCAAAGGAGUAGUUCUUCCUAUAGCAGCUGGAAGAAUUGAAGGCAUUAUCAGUAUUAAAGUGCAUUUUGUCGAGGACUGUGGUUCAGCCUGUGGCUUUAAAUACUUUUAUGCACUUUAAUCAUUAAUUUCCUUUGAAGAAACUAUUUUUACUCAACUUUCUCUGCCUGACACUUUCUUACUGCUAUGUCUAAAGAUACAAGAGCAAGAGCAAGCUCCUGGGGCAGUGGGGAGUGGUCUCUGGGAAGGCAGUGCUCCCUGAGCUGUACAGGAAUAAUGCUGAUGCAGUGACCUAGAAAAGAGUGGGUCGACUUAUUCUUUUGCCACAAGAGACUGAACUGAAGUGCUUUGGAAUAAAAAAUGUUGUAGAGUCAUAAAAA